AUGAGAUCAUCUCUAUCGACAGUAGUCAAUACCACAUAUCCAAGACCCCAUUUGGCAAUAGCUUCUGCUGUGUUUUCAGGUUCAUUAGGAUCUAAUGGAGAAGGAUUACGAUUGGUCUUGACAGAGCAGAAUCUACAUCCUCUAGUACAGGUAUCACCCAUCAACAUGAUAGUAGCAGUGGCUUUAGACUUGUCGGAACCACCCCAACAUUCACCAAUAUUUGGGCAUCUGGCUUCUUCACAGACAGUAUGCAGUUUUAAUCCUCGAAGAUCAUCUUUUAAUUUAUGA
This is a messenger RNA of Sugiyamaella lignohabitans, 288 nucleotides long. RefSeq lists its product as uncharacterized. The coding region runs from base 1 to 288 and encodes 95 amino acids. The record is from RefSeq and is a predicted model, not a curated record. The transcript has a single exon. NCBI's taxonomy places the organism in Eukaryota, Fungi, Ascomycota, Dipodascomycetes, Dipodascales, Trichomonascaceae.